Molecule: messenger RNA, 2781 nt
Organism: Dicentrarchus labrax (European seabass)
Lineage: Eukaryota; Metazoa; Chordata; Actinopteri; Moronidae
Product: transcription factor Sox-3-like
Exons: 4
Coding region: 846-2042 (398 amino acids)
Source: RefSeq, a predicted model, not a curated record
AAAUAUGGUUGAGUUAGGUGCAAAUACAUGUUUGUGAGGUACACGGUAGCCUUGAUCUUUGACCACCAAAUUCGAAUCAAUUCAUCAUUGAGCCCAAGUUGACUUUGUGGAUCUAAUUUGAAGAAAUUCCCACAAGAAAUUCCUGAGCUAUCUCGUUCCUGAGGCCACAGUGACCUCGAACCUCCAAAAUCUAAUCAGUUCAACUUUAAAGAAAUCCCCUCCAGGCGUUCCUGAGAUAUUGCGUUCAUAAGAAUGGGACGAAUGGACAACCCGAAAACAAACAUCUAAUAUUUAUAUAAAUAUUUUCUGAAGGAGAAGGGACCUUACUUCCUCAAGAGGUUGGGAGGGUUACUUUAAAAAUGUAAUCCAGUACAGUUACUAAAUUACCUGUUUAAAAAAAUCUAGUCUGUAAGGUAAACAAAGUAUCAUAAUACUUGAUUACUUUGUUACUUUUGGAUUACACCAAUAUCAGUAAGAAGUAUUGAUGCUGUGAGUGUAUGUAACCUUUGAAAAGAAGAUGGAAAGAAUUUUAUAAUUGUAAUGCUGCUAAAUAAUCCCAUUUUUUUUACUGAAUGUACUGUAAUGGAUUACAGUUACCUUUUGUUUUGUAUCCUGAUCACAUAACCUGUAAUUAUUGUUUAUUGUUUGUCCAGUCCGUUAUAUUAAAAAAAACUGUUUUGCCUUAAAAAGCUAAAUAGCUGUUAGCUUGAACGUCACAGCCGUUGAGCUCUUUCAACGUCCAGAAACGUUCUGUUGCCAGGGCAACCAACGGUUUUUAAUUCAACACGAAAAUCCCCCAAAAAUAUACAGUGAUAGUCGCGACCCUGGACACAACCCCUCAAAAAAUGAAACCAGAAAGGAGUCCACCAACCAGACACACUGCCGCCGGCCAGGACCCAGCGACGGCCGCCUCUCAGCGGACCGGAGAGUCGAAUAAACCGCUGGACGGGGCCGGAAGUGGCUCCUGGGAAGAGUACAUAGCCUCCAUUAGAGCCAGUUAUCAGUUUGGAUGCGGAGACGGAAAGAUCCCGCCUUUAUCCACCGUUAUAAACAAACCACCCGGUGGGGUCCGGUUAGAAACUGUCACUUCAGGUUCAUGUCCAACAGCAGCAGCUGCAGGUUCCCGGGUCAGUGGUGAGCAAAGUGUCCCGCUCCAGGUCACCGAGAGGCCGGGUACGCCACAGGCCACUGCGGCUGGAGAACACCUGAACCGGAACCCCAAUCCGGCCCUCCUCACACCGACCUCACCCGGACCGGGAGCCGGAGACUUCAGAUUUAACAUCCAGCCAACGGAGGAAGAUCUGAUGCAGAUGCAGUCUGGACGAGACAAGAACGGAUACAUUAAGCGGCCGAUGAAUGCCUUUAUGGUGUGGUCUCACAUCCACAGAUGUGCCCUGCGCAAAGCCUGCCCCGGAGCCAGCAUGACAGACACCAGUGUUCAGCUGGGCUGUGAGUGGUCCAAGCUCAGUAAGGAACAGAAGAGGCCGUACUAUGAAGUGGCUCACAAACUGAAAUGCAUGCAUACGCAGCAAUUCCCCGAUUAUGAGUUUCACCCCCGGAGGAAGAAAGUCAGAAAGUGUUUGCCCUUAGGACAGAGAGCAGGACAUCAAUCAUCAGUCUUUGUCUCACAGGCCAUGCCCCAAGCUCACUCUAGGUUGCAGUGCCCUAGUAUGUAUGCCAUGAUGCCCCACACUGUGGGCUACUAUCCCUACCCAUCUUGUUGUCAGUAUCAGCCAAUGGGCCUCUACUCCAGGCUCCAGGUCCAAAGGUCAAGGAUUUUCUACAGGUACCAACAUGCUAGCAGCUCCGUGGAGGAAGUGAAGAAUUACUACAAUACUUACCUGCAGAGGGAUGAGACCGCUCUGGCUGCCCUCGCCGGGGAGCGUCAUCCAGCAUACGUUAGUCAUGAAGUCGUCAUUAGCUCUACGACAACAUCGGGGAGCCUUGAACAGCCUGAUAUUGUCACCUGCCAACAGCUUUCAACCAGCAACAAAGUGGAGUGUAUAUGUGAGGAUGAUGUUGAUGUUGUUGGACUUCUCUAGGUUCGGCACACACAAGGUCAAAUAGGUCAAAUAAACAAAGUGCCCUGUGAUGUGUUAGUCUGCUUUUGUAAUGAGGUGAACAGGUGUAGUUUGCCUGCAGCAGAAUAUUGGCAGAAGGACUCUGCUGUCCUGACUUCAGUGGGAGGUUUAUUCCACCGAGCCUUGACUGAGAUUGUGCAUUAUAACUAAAUAUUGCUUGUAUUGAGCUGGAAGGUUAAAUAAUUGACUGCAGAAAUAUUAUAUAGUUUAUAUACAAUAUAAUAUAGUUUGACAAAUGUAUCUUCACGCAGAGAAUGAAGCUGUAGUAAGUGGACCUUGUGUUAAGAGUUUCGGUGUCUCUGUAUUUAUUCUGGUUUGCAGGCCCACUACCAGAUGACCCGUGAGGGUUCAUAUGGUCAAAGACUGUUGUUCCCAAACCCCAGAGAGAUUUAUAGACAAGCAGUUAAUCCUUUCAUACUCUAUUCAACUGCACACUGGAUGAUUGGUGUGAUGUGUUACGUUUUUUUAUCUUUUUUUUAAGGGAGAAACACAGAAGUCGAACAGGAAAUAAUAUUGGUCAUGUUUCUCUAAGUCAUGCCUGGACAUGAAUCAUCUGAUUCUUGACUGAUGUUUUAGGAUGAUAGCAUGCAGAUUUUGUUAUGGAUUUUAAUGUUGGGUAUGUAAAUACAGUUUUAAAUACAGGACAUGUUUACAUACAGGUUUUUACUACAGUGGGCACAACAAAAUACCUACCACCAUC